AUGGAAAGUAGUUUUGUGAUCACGUGACUCGCGAAAGGGUCAGUCAAUUCUUCUUACUGGGACACUUCCGCUUUGAAAUGACGGUGCCAGGCUGAAUCCCUCAAGGAACCGACCUCAACAUCAAACCUUCUGAGGAAAAAAACGUUUGGUGACGCACAGACGAGAGGAUUUACGAGUUUAUCUGAACGCUCCUCGCUGGUUUUAAGGGUGCAGAGCCCCCACGGCCAUCAGCAACAUGGGACAGCUCUUCAGAAGUGAAGAGAUGACGCUGGCUCAGCUCUUCCUGCAGUCAGAGGCUGCCUACUGUUGUGUCAGCGAGCUGGGAGAGAUCGGGAUGGUUCAGUUCCGCGAUUUAAAUCCUGACGUAAAUGUGUUCCAACGGAAGUUUGUGAAUGAAGUGCGGCGAUGCGAGGAGAUGGACCGUAAACUGAGAUUUGUCGAAAAGGAAAUUAAGAAGGCAAACCUCGCAAUUCUCGACACAGGAGAGAACCCGGAAGUCCCUUUUCCCAGAGACAUGAUCGACCUGGAGGCGACUUUUGAGAAGCUGGAGAAUGAGCUGAAAGAAAUCAACACAAACCAAGAGGCGCUGAAGAAGAACUUCCUGGAACUGACCGAGCUGAAGCACAUUUUGCGUCGGACUCAGCAGUUUUUUGACGAGAUGGAGGAUCCCAGUUUACUUGAGGAGUCUUCCACUUUUCUGGAUCCCAAUGAGCCCAUCAGAGCAGCUCCACAAAGAUUAGGGUUUGUGGCAGGAGUCAUUGGAAGGGAACGGAUCCCAACAUUUGAGAGGAUGCUGUGGAGAGUUUGCAGAGGAAAUGUGUUCCUACGGCAGGCAGACAUCGAAGAUCCUCUGGAGGACCCAACCACCGGAGACCAGGUCCACAAGUCUGUCUUCAUCAUCUUUUUCCAAGGAGACCAACUGAAGAACCGGGUCAAGAAAAUCUGUGAGGGAUUUAGAGCAACACUGUACCCGUGUCCAGAAACCCCCCAGGAGAGGAAGGAGAUGCUGGCAGGAGUGAACGCUCGCAUCGAUGACCUGCAGAUGGUGUUGAACCAGACGGAGGAUCACAGGCAGAGAGUCCUGCAGGCAGCAGCUAAAACAGUGAGAGUUUGGUUCAUCAAAGUGAGGAAGAUGAAGGCCAUCUACCACACCCUCAACCUCUGUAACAUAGACGUCACUCAGAAAUGUCUGAUCGCCGAGGUCUGGUGUCCGGUGUCGGACAUGGACUCCAUCCAGUUUGCUCUGCGCAGGGGGACCGAGAAGAGUGGCUCCACUGUGCCUUCCAUCCUCAACAGCAUGCAGACCAAACAGACGCCACCCACAUACAACAAGACCAACAAAUUCACCUCAGGCUUUCAAAACAUCGUUGAUGCCUAUGGAAUCGGCAGCUACCGCGAGAUCAACCCAGCACCAUAUACCAUCAUCACCUUCCCCUUCCUAUUUGCUGUCAUGUUUGGGGACCUGGGCCACGGGGCUCUCAUGACCGCCGCUGCUCUGUACCUUGUGUUGAGAGAGAGCAGGCUCAUGGCGCAGAAGAAUGAUAAUGAGAUUUUCACCAUGGUGUUCGCUGGGCGCUACAUCAUUCUGCUCAUGGGAAUCUUCUCCAUGUACACCGGCCUUAUCUACAAUGACUGCUUCUCAAAGGCCCUGAACAUCUUUGGCUCUGGUUGGAGCGUCAGACCCAUGUUUGGUGAACGAGGCGCCAACUGGUCGUUUACUACACUGUCUGAAAACCACGUAUUGCAGUUGGACCCGGCAGUAGAUGGAGUGUUUAAGGGACCGUACCCCAUCGGCAUCGAUCCUAUUUGGAGUAUUUCCAUCAAUAAGCUGACAUUCUUGAAUUCCUUCAAGAUGAAGAUGUCAGUAAUCUUGGGUGUGAUCCACAUGCUGUUUGGAGUCUCCCUCAGCCUUUUCAACCACCUGUAUUUCAAAAAGCCCCUAAAUAUCUAUUUAGGGUUCAUCCCAGAGAUAGUCUUCAUGUCCUGUCUGUUUGGUUACUUGGUCAUUCUCAUCUUCUUCAAAUGGGUUUCUUUUGAUGCCCGCACCUCCAAGGACGCUCCAAGCCUCCUGAUUGCCUUCAUAAACAUGUUCCUCUUCCAGUACAGUGACCCCAGUAACAAGCCUCUGUACAGGGGACAGAUGGGUCUACAGAUAUUUCUGGUGAUCAUUGCCUUGGCGUGUGUUCCCUGUAUGUUAAUCGUAAAAACUCUGGUUCUGAGGAGACAGUAUUUGUGGCAGAAACAUUUGGGUACGCAGAACUUUGGGGGAAUCAGGGUGAGCAAUGGUCCCACUGAGGACGAGGCGGGAAUCAUUCAGCACGACCAUCUGGCCCCACAGACGGAGGACGACCCUGAGACUUGCCUUUUGUCACCUGCUUUCAAGGAGCAUGAAGAGGAAGAGCAGUUUAACUUCACGGAUGUGGCGGUGCAUCAGGCCAUUCACACCAUCGAGUACUGCCUGGGCUGCAUCUCCAACACGGCUUCCUAUCUGAGGCUUUGGGCGCUCAGUUUGGCUCACGCACAGCUGUCGGAGGUGCUGUGGUCGAUGGUGAUGCGCAUUGGCCUUUCUUCUAGAAGCUUCGGAGGCUUCAUCCUGCUGGCCCUCAUCUUUUUUUUCUUUGCUGUUCUCACUGUGGCCAUUCUUCUCAUUAUGGAGGGUCUGUCGGCCUUCCUGCACGCACUCCGACUGCACUGGGUGGAGUUUCAAAACAAGUUUUAUGGUGGUCAAGGUUUCAAAUUCCUCCCUUUCACAUUUGAAAGUAUCCUGGACGGAAGAUUUGAAGAAUGAAAUCACUUUUUCUUUUUUUCUGUGAAUGUCUUUAGUCUCCAAAUUCUGUUCUGUUCUGUAGUUGGAAUUGUUUUCAUUGGUUUUUGUGUGCAUCAAUGUUUCCACCUGUCCCAGCGUUGCCAUAGCAAAAUGACUUCCCGACUUCCAGUGAGAGCUGGUUUGACUCCCAUAAUUCAGUCUAUUUCCUGAAAUUUAUUUCUUUGUUUAUAUUAUAUAUUUUGUCAAAACAGAAUUUCAGUUUAUAUCUGGGUAAGAAAGGCGUUUGCUAACCAUAAAAUGAAAAUAAGGGCAGAUUCAUUUAGUGAACUUCAUGCUGCAUCCUUCUUGUUCUUUAUAUGUCUUAUUUGUGAAGCUCACGUGUUUAGUCUAAAUAACCCCAAAUGAAGGCCGCACAAUGACCUUAAACGCAGCACUAUUAAGCUUAAACGCAUUAAAGCUCCGUUAGUCUGAACGUCGGGCAUUUUCUUUUUGUGCCCCAACACAAAUAAACUUCAUGUUUGUUGUCAUAGAAACCUCUUAGGUUGUGUUUUCUGUAGAAAAAUGAGGGGAAUCUGUGUGUGUGGAUGAAUAUGUGCAUAUUCUAUAACAAACGGUCAUAUCCAUAUCAUCUUCCUUUCAAGUGCUGCAUUUGUGACCUUGCUAUUUAAAGGGAGCUAUGAGAAGUGGCAGUGAUUUGUCGGCGCAUGUUUACCAUUCAAUCAAUCAAGCAUUUAUUCAUGAAUUAAAUGGGAAAGGCUGGUAGACGUU
Molecule: messenger RNA, 3535 nt
Organism: Oryzias latipes (Japanese medaka)
Lineage: Eukaryota; Metazoa; Chordata; Actinopteri; Beloniformes; Adrianichthyidae
Gene: atp6v0a1a
Product: ATPase H+ transporting V0 subunit a1a
Biological process (GO): vacuolar acidification; proton transmembrane transport
Cellular component (GO): vacuolar proton-transporting V-type ATPase complex; vacuolar proton-transporting V-type ATPase, V0 domain; plasma membrane
Molecular function (GO): proton-transporting ATPase activity, rotational mechanism; ATPase binding
Source: RefSeq, a predicted model, not a curated record